GGUGGCAGUGGAGGGGACACAGGAGACCCGAGGGGACCCCGGGACACGGCGGGACACGGGCACCGGGUGAGGCUUCACCAUCCCCGGCCCUGCCCAAAGCGGUACCGCCCAAGGCCAGGGCCCGGCUCUGCUCCCCCGCUCUAUAAGAGCCGGAGCCACAUCCCGGGACACGCUCGGGAACGCGGGGAAUCAUCGGGAACCGCCCGAUCGGGAACGAGCCGGGUCCUGCCCGGCAGCGGCUGCAGCGCGUUCACUCUGGAGCCGACUGAGAGCAGCGGCCGCGGGGCCGAGGGGCCCCGGGGACCCCAGGAGGGGUCCUGGCCCCUGCAGCACCCGAUGGGGGUCUCCGGGAAGCCGGACGCGGGCCCUGGAGCCGCGCCGGAGUCUGUCAUCGACCCCCACAUGGACGCCUUGUUCGAUGAGUUCCUGGGGAAAGAGCUCUCGCCGGAGCUGACGGGGCCCUCGGUGGCACCGCCGCUGCCCCGGGGCCGGCCCCACCGCUUCGUGCUGCGGGACACGGAGCAGCGCGGGCUCUGCCUGCGCGGGGGGCGCCUGGUGCCCACCCCCCUGCAGGGAGCCAGCGCCGACCAGGAAGAGCUCCUCAGUGCGGUGCCCAACCCGCACCUGGAGCGCCGGCGCUGCCCCCUCAUCCUGGGCAUCCGGGGGGGCAGCCAGGCCCUGUCCUGCACCCCCGGCCCCGAGCCCCGCCUGCAGCUCGUGGACGCGGCGCUGCUGGAGCUGUUCUGGCGCGGGGAGGGGGCCCCCUGCACCUUCUACGGGAGCUUCGGGGGCUCCACGCACAGCUUCGAGGCGGCCGCGUGCCCCGGGGCCUUCCUCAGCACCGCGGGGGGGCAGGAGCUGGGCCUGGGCCCCCCCACGGCGCCACCGGCUUCUACCGGCCCCGCAGGUGACCCCCGGCGGGGCAAUAAAGAGAUGGAACCGGCUCGGAGCGUGGGGGGGCGGGAUCGGGAGGAUGGGGGCGGGGCCACACGGGGCGGGGCCGGGAGGGGGCGGGGCCAGCUGCAGACACGCCCCGCGCCGCGCGCCGGCGGUGCCGGACCCUGGGGUCACCCCGCACCCCCCGGGGUCACCCCCCAAGAGCCCCCCCCAAUCCCCGCGGGGGUUCCCCAUUGA
Pezoporus occidentalis (night parrot) is the source of this 1134-nucleotide messenger RNA. RefSeq names its product interleukin-36 receptor antagonist protein-like. Gene Ontology annotation, molecular function: interleukin-1 receptor binding; cytokine activity. The record is from RefSeq and is a predicted model, not a curated record. Gene Ontology annotation, biological process: positive regulation of gene expression; cytokine-mediated signaling pathway; cellular response to lipopolysaccharide. Lineage: Eukaryota; Metazoa; Chordata; Aves; Psittaciformes; Psittacidae.